AUUGAUGAUAUUUUGAAACUAUUUAUUUUUGCAACAUGUUAAUGAUUGUAAAUAUGUUAUUUGGAUUUAAUCUGACUAAUAAACGGGGCCUUGGGAUAGGAGUUUGGAAUAUUUUAUUACCCUGUAUUUCAAACUGAAAGCCAGAGCAACCAAAAAAAUCUCGCAUGUGCCAAAGAUUCUUUUUUGUAUAAAUUUGGUUUUCUCAAAGUUCGGAGCUUGAGUGUUUCAAGUUCUUCAACCUAGGGCCGCGGUAAACUAUUCCCAAACCUACUAUUCCCGCGGCAUAAAUUUCCUUCUCCUGCAUCAUUUAGUAUUCAUUAUUUACACAUAACAUACUGUACUUUGUUUGUUUCAGCUAAUGGUAAAGUCUUGUCCUGAAUGCUCUCACACUCUACUCAUAUCUGUGAUGGACAGCUUAAACGUUGGUGCUUCGGAUGUUCACUCUGCUGAGAAUAUAAAACAAGAAGGAAAAGAAGCCAUUACGGUGUUUGAUUGUAAUUCAAAGAGCCUACAAUGCUUUGAUCCUCGGAAUAAUGCUUGGACAAAAAUGUGGAACACGCCUGGAUCAGGAGAUUAUUUUUCUGCUGUGGCUCUUGGUGACUACAUUUAUGUUCUCAUGGGAGAUCGAUCUGUUCAUCGACUGAAAUACUCAGAUCAUGAAGCUACUUGGGAGAGAAUGAAAGAUAUGAUGUAUAACCAUGGAGCUUGUCCUCCUGUUGCUGUUUUACCUGGAAACCUCUACAUUGUUGGUUCUUCCAAUUACUCAAAAUCAGUUGAAAUGUUCGAGCCAUCAAGCAACAAAUGGGAAAAAGUAAAAGACAAAAAUCUCAACAAUGCAAAUUCAACAGCACUGGGUGCUAGAGGUUGUAUAUACAGCAUUGGUGGCUAUGUAUCAGGCUGUUACACCAACCAAGUAGAAAGAUUUGACCCAACAUCAUCAACUUGGUCAUUUGUUGCAUCCAUGAAUGAAGCAAAGGGAUGGGUCGCAGCUGUUGAAAAUGAAGGAAAAAUAUAUGUUCUAGGUGGACAAACAAACGAUGACUUGACAACUGUUGAACGAUAUGAUAUUUCAACAAACGUGUGGUCUAUGGUAACUCCCAUGUUAACGAAGCGGAGCUGGUUCAAUGCUUUUGUGAUUGAUUCAAAUAUUUACGCAGUUGGAGGAAGGAACAGUUCACCAGGAAGCAUGGAGAAGUUUGAUUUCAAGAAGAAUCAAUGGGAGAUGAUUGACAUGAAGAACAAGAAGCUGAGGAUAAUCGAUGCAGUGAAGAUUAAUUUGAAGUGAUUUGAUUGUAGAUGACAGAGAACACAGUUCCUUGUGUUACCAAUAAAGGACAUGCUAGUAGUUUAUGUUUGUAUUCUUACUAUUAUGAAAUUGUAUGAUAGAUAUUUGACAUUUAAUAGGUGCUCGUGUUACCACUGAGUAAAUUUUUUAAACUUCUAUAAUGAUUUCUUGCAUUACUUACCGUAAAUAAUUUAUAUAGUUUUCUUAAAUGUAAUUACUCAAUGACAUUGCCUAAAAAACUUCAACUCACUGGACAUAGCUAUGUUUACUACUGAUGUGAAGAAAUUUUUUUAAAUGAUUUGUUUGUAUUAAAUACCCUAUAUUUGUUUGUAGCAUUUUUUAUGUGAAUUCCGAUUAUGACAGUGUGUAGUCGGACAGAAUCGAUGCCCAUAUAAAAUACGAUUGUUGGUUGAUGAACAUUUUCACUCCUGCUCUCAGUGACAGGAAAACAGAGUUUAUAAAUCUUACAUUGGCCUUACAUUAUAGUGGGAUUCUAUAUCCUUGUUAUGUGGAAUUUGUCACCAAUAUCAUAGGUCAUUGGAAGCGAGUGUUAUAUAUAGCCAGUGGCCAGUGAAAAUUAAAUUGAUUUAUUAAUUUCUAUUCAGUUUUUAAUGCCAUUCGAUAUUAUCUGGGUAUGAAAUAUUGUCGUGUGCAUUCUUCAAGCGGUUUCUUCAUCAAUUGAAUUCACUUAUCAUUUCUUAAUCAAAAUCCGUGAAUGGAUUGCAAUUCAUAAAUUGAAGUUUAUUUCUGCUUCCAAUAUAUUCGAUGAUGAUUAAUUUUUUUUCAUCUUUGCUGUAUAUUUUAUCGCAUAUAUGCAAUCAAUACUUUACUACCAUGCAUCUAACGCUGAAUUCAAUUCUUCAUUUUUUUUUAUCUGAUUUUAAAAUCCACUGCAUGAUCCGCCGGUUUGUCUUUUUAAUUACAAAGUUUUAUUUGAUUACGUUUGAUGCAUUCCAAAUGUUUAAACUUUACAUUGUGACAAACCUUGAUUAAAUAAACUAACGAAUUAAUUAAUUUGUCCAUUUCUCAAAUUCCACGUCAAUUUGGAGGAUUGCUUUGGUUUCCAGCGAAAAUUUGUUUCUUUAGUUUCAAGUGGGAAUUUAUUGCUGUUGAACCUGGAAAAGACGAUUGCACUUUAAAAUGUACGUUAUUGUGACAAAAAAUAAAAUUAUGUAAAUGUAAUUACUAAUUACAUUUCUGAAAUUAAAAUAAAUUUGUAAUAUUUUUCAAUUUUAAAUUAUAUUUCUCCCAUUCCAUGAGAUAUGUACACGUGGUAGACGGUUUUAUGCCUCGAUUUCUAUUCAGAUGAUUGCAAGCUCGCAAAUUAAAAUAAAAUUGUAGCCUAGUGUUUCGAAACUUCACUGAAACUACCAAAUAAACUCGGUUUUAUA
Styela clava is the source of this 2676-nucleotide messenger RNA. The record is from RefSeq and is a predicted model, not a curated record. Lineage: Eukaryota; Metazoa; Chordata; Ascidiacea; Stolidobranchia; Styelidae.